GUCAGCUGAGGGUUAACAUGGUCUAUCUGAGAAAUUUGUCAAAAUUGAGGUUUAUGUCUCAAACAGCUUUAAAGUUAACUAGGUCUAUGUCCAUUGCUAAUUUAUGUGGAUAUUGUGAAUAUUUUAAUGUCAGUGGCAAAGCUACAAAGGUCCAUCUGCAUAAUUUAGCAUAAUUUCAAAGUCACAAAGGUCUAUCACAUUUCCAAGAUGGCUGCCAGAAAGCAUGGGCGAUUAAAAACUUUAAAGGAGAAUGAAAUCAGCGAUUUAUUGGAAAGGUCGGAUAUUGUUGCAGAUUAUGCAGAGGAUACCAGCGAUUUUGAUGAAAAUAGUUCUGGUGUUGAUGAGAAUUUUGAUCCAAGAGGAGAAUUAUUUGAUGAUGAAUCGAGUUCAACUGAUGAUCAUGAUGAACCCAAUCAACAAGUUAGCACUGGUGAAAAUUCUGUCCUGACAGACUUGCAAAAUGUACCUGGUCAAUUGCAACAGGAAGAGAGAACUGUCCACGUUCAUCAACGCAAUGGAGUUCCUCUGACUCGAAAGCGCCAGCGUAACCCGGCUAGUUGGAAAAGGAACAUUAGAAAGAAUAAAAGACAAUCUGGAGAAAAGUAUAUAAACAGUCGUGGGAAUGAGCAAGCUGCAAGGUCUGUGAAAACAAAGAAAGAUUGUAGUAAAUGUAAGUUUAAAUGUAGUUCUAAUGUUACUGUGGAAGAUAGGUCUGCUAUCUUCAAUGAGUUUUGGAAAAUGAGUGACAACGAGAAAUUGCACUUUUAUGGAAAAACAACCGAGCAAGAAUCAACAAAAAGUUCAAAAGCUGGAACACCAAGCCGAAAGAAAAACAGUCUAAGUUAUAGCCUUCCUGUUAAUGCCCAUAAUGUUCGAGUCUGUAAAGUAUUUUACUUAACGACAUUGGAUAUUAACCACAAACGCAUACAAUAUUAUCAUGCAAACAAACAGAAAAUGUGUGGGACACCUACAAAUUUGCAAUGGGGAAAGAGUGCAAACAAUGUAGUUUCACCAGAAAUCAAGGACAGAAUCCGCAAACAUAUAAAUUCUUUGCCUCGUGUGGAAUCCCACUACAAUAGGGAGAACACAAAAAAAGAAUAUUUGCCUGAAGGUCUUAAUGUCACAAUUCUUUAUGAAGAGUAUGUGAAACAGUGCUCCAGUAAUGGAGUCGCACCUGGUAAAAUCCAUCUGUACCGACAAAUAUUCAAUGACGAAUUUAACAUUGCCUUCCAUGUACCCAAAAAAGAUAGAUGUGAUACAUGUGAGGCAAUGAAAAUUCAGAAUAAUCCAGCUGAGGAAGACCAACAAAAUUUUGAAGCUCACCUAAGAGGGAAGGAGGAAACUAAGACUGAACGAGACAAUGAUCGAAAGGAUAAUAACAAAUUUACAGUGUGUUUUGAUUUGCAAAAUGUGUUUGCCUUGCCAACAGCUGAAGUAUCGAACUUUUUCUACAAGAGAAAGCUUAAUGUAUACUUCAUGACCGCCCACUGUUCAGCAGAUAAGAGAGGAUAUGGAGCACUGUGGCACGAAGGGCAAAGUGGUCGAGCUGGAACGACAUAG
Molecule: messenger RNA, 1560 nt
Organism: Dendronephthya gigantea
Lineage: Eukaryota; Metazoa; Cnidaria; Anthozoa; Malacalcyonacea; Nephtheidae
Exons: 3
Coding region: 208-1560 (450 amino acids)
Source: RefSeq, a predicted model, not a curated record